Molecule: messenger RNA, 2755 nt
Organism: Lolium rigidum
Lineage: Eukaryota; Viridiplantae; Streptophyta; Magnoliopsida; Poales; Poaceae
Product: serine/arginine-rich splicing factor 6-like
Exons: 4
Coding region: 302-2242 (646 amino acids)
Molecular function (GO): RNA binding
Source: RefSeq, a predicted model, not a curated record
GGAGACUGGAGGAGUCCGAGCGAAGCGGAAGCGAUCGGCUGUCGCCUCUCAUCCCCGACCUCAGUCCAAAGGUCGAGCUUCCUAGAUCUAGGCGCGAUUUUUUGCAGGAUUUUUUCGGGGGCCUGAUUUGACGGCGUCGCUGCGGGGUUCCAUUUCUCUCUGCCUUCCAGCUGUGAGAUUCUUUUUCCUUCUCAUCUUCGCUCGUUUCGCAUGCUGGAUUAAACCCUAGGUCGUAACUUGGGCCAGAUUAUAUCUUACCAGGUUGGAGGCUUAGCUGAAUCCUCUGGUCACCCACCUCAAGAUGUCAUUGCAUAUUGGAGGGCUUUCUUCAGCUGUGCAGGAACAAGAUCUUCAACAUGUUUUCCAGAAGUUUGGACCCUGCACUGUGAGGAGGAUGAAAGAUAGAUAUGGAUUUGCAGUGUUUGAUUCUAGUGGUGACGCAGCUCGAGCCUUGCGGCAACUGCAUAGGGCAUUUGUUUGUGGAAGACGCAUAACUGUUAAUUGGUCAAAACAUCAGCCCAAUCAUUCUCGCAGUUUCAGGAGGAGUUCAAGACAGAUUGGGUCAUCUAAUGGAAGGGCGUCCAGAGAUGGUGUGGAUAAUUUGAGGUUAAGGGAGCCUGCAGAUCAGAAGAAUGACUCUACAAGUCAUGGUAUUAGUCUUAACCCUGUCGAUGGAGUAGAAGAGAAGAAUAACCAUAUGAGUCAUGAUAAGAGCCAUAACCCUGAUGAUAUAGUAGAAAAGGAUUCUGAUGAAAUUGCUGAGGGCAUGAAGGAAGCUGGAGAAAGUAUUGGUGAAGAUCCAGUUGAGAUGAAGAUCGAUGAUGGAGGUACUAGUGAUGCUAGAGAAACUAAUGGUGAAGAUCCAGUUGAGAUGAAGAUGGAUGAUGGAGGUACUAGUGGUGCUAAUGCAAUUCAACAUGAUAGAUGGGGCGAGACUGGAAUAGGAAAUCAUGGUGGGGAUGAUGAUGAUUUUGACCGUUUUGAACCUUAUCAUGGCUACAGAAAGCGAGAAGAGAAGAAAAAGAUUGUUAAAGCAGAUCACAGACGGAAUUCUGAGAAGUGGCAAAAGCACCCUGCUGAGCGCUUUGACCAGAACCAUGGUAAAUCAAGAGCUCUUCCAACCUGCUACAAAACACUGGGAGAUGGAUUCAGUUUGAGAGAAAGAGAGGAGCUGAGGCUAAGAAAAUUCAGGUAUCCCUCAACGAGACGACCAGAAUCUCAUGUCGACCCAAUGACUCGAGGACAUCAUAGAGUUCAAGAUUUCAGGAAACCAUUUUCUGAUAGGACUGGGAGAGCGCCCAAGUUGAGUGAUGUGCCUAGAUUGGACAGAACACAUAUACCUCAGAGUGAAAACAUGGCAGAAGCCCCCAAGGAAGCGCAUAAUGGAAGCAAGUUGAAAAGAUCUCGUGAGCCAUCUCUCUCUUCUGAAAGGAAUUCCUCGUACUCAAGAUCUAGAUCUCCCAGUCCUCGUUCAAGAGCACAAUCCCCAUCUCAUUCUGCACAUUCUAGUUCUAAAUCAUCUCAGCCAACUCAGCCUGGAGGUUUAAAACUGGGGCUGAGAUCAAAUUUCAGCCAUCAUGGUCCGUUAUCAGUUUCUGUUUCACCAAAAUGCGACUCUCCGCCUGCUGCAGGGAAUAAAGACAGUGGUGUUCUGGUGAACUCUCCUCUGGUGAGCGAUUUAGAUAUCAAGGCAAGAUCUGAACUCAGACAUAUGGAUGAUUGCAAGCAAGAAGCUGAAGGGUCAAGAUUAAACUGUGAGGUUCCAGUUGUUUCAUCCAAGUUGGAUGCCCAAAGCAAUGGAGAUGUGCCUGUACCUGGUGUGGAUGUUAAGGUCUCAGGUCAUGCAGAGACCAACUUGCACAAGGAUAUGGUUGAUGAUAUUGUUGGUGAUGCAUUGCUAGGUGAGACAACCAACCCUGUGGACACUUUACCAGUGAAGUCAAACAUGGAGCAUGUGGUGAAAAAGGGGAGGAUCAUUUCCUUGAAGCUAACAACUAGUGAAGUUGUCUCAGCUCUAAAGCAUUAUGGAGUGGAAGCACGUGAGGUAGUCUUGUCGAAUCAAACUGUGGAGAACUACUUUGGUGCCGCGCGCCUGUGGCCAUGGGAAAUUAUUUACUACCGGCGGUGCAAGAAAGGUCCGAUUUCCACGGAGAACUAUGGUAAACGGCUUGAGCAGAACAAAGAGUUUGGUAUCGUCGAUCAGUAUGUCAGAAGCAGCAGUGGCUGGUGGGAGCGCCACUAAGGGUUGCAGCCCAUCUGUUACCCAAAACUCGCGAAUAUGCAUUUUGAGGAUGACUAGGUUGGUGCCCCAGUUAUGCUAUAGUAUCAUCCGGCUCUCCUUUAUUUUGAAUCUUGGUGAUCCAUGGAUGUUACUGGGCAGGGUAGAAGUAGAAAGUAAAGAGGUGGUUCCAUCGUAGGCUUAUGUUAGGUAAAAAACAUAUCAUGGCAUAGUUGCUGGGUACCAAAAUAUGAUGUAUGCUAAUGCUAUGCAUCGCCUUGAGCUUCCAUCAUGUCACACAGUGAUUACUGGGCAUUCAGGUAUGCACUUUCCAUCUCAUGUCCCCUUUUGAGUUGCAAUGGUAACAAGGGUUUGUUCCAGUGUGUGUGCGUGUACUUGGGUGGUGAACAGACAUGUAAGCUGUUACUUUUGUGGUUCUAGUCUUGUAGGACUACUCAACUAGUACAAUAUUAUGAAGUUGCACUUUCAAUGUUAUGCCUAGGUGAAAUUAUUCAAUCUCGUGGCUUGUUGUUUCUA